UGGGUGCCGCGGUCAUGUGACUUCGGGAAGAUGGCUACCCUGACAGCGGAGCAUUUUGCAGCACUCCAGAGCCUGCUCAAGGCCUCCUCAAAAGAUGUUGUCAGACAGCUGUGUCAAGAAAGCUUUUCCAGUUCAGCCCUUGGCUCGAAAAAACUCUUGGAUAUUACAUGUUCCAGCUUGUCUGUGACCCAGGAGGAGGCAGAGGAACUGCUCCAGGCUCUGCACCGCCUCACUAGGCUGGUGGCAUUCCGUGACCUGUCCUCUGCCGAGGCGAUUCUGGCUCUCUUUCCCGAAAAUUUCCACCAAAACCUCAAAAACCUGCUGACAAAGAUCAUCCUAGAACAUGUGUCUACUUGGAGAACCGAAGCCCAGGCAAAUCAGAUCUCUCUGCCACGCCUGGUCGAUCUGGACUGGAGAGUGGAUAUCAAAACCUCCUCAGACAGCAUCAGCCGCAUGGCCGUCCCCACCUGCCUGCUCCAGAUGAAGAUCCAAGAAGAUCCCAGCCUAUGUGGAGACAAACCCUCCAUCUCAGCUGUCACCGUGGAGCUGAGCAAAGAAACACUGGACACCAUGUUAGAUGGCCUGGGCCGCAUCCGAGACCAACUCUCUGCCGUGGCCAGUAAAUGAUCCAGCCAGCUGCCAGGGCCACUGCCAUGACCCAGCUGCUCAUGAGUGAUAAAUGUCUCCCCAUAUGCAGGCUGCCCUUGCAGCUGCAGCUGACAACAGGCAGGAUGGUGGGAACAGCAGGGGGCUACUGCCAUCCAGAAGUUACAGUUGGAUUGGGAAGAAGCAGCCAGAUCCCCCGCUGUUCUCCUCACUCAUCUUCUUUCUCUUUCUGAAGCUGGAGAGCAGAAGGCCCAUCUUUGAAAAGCUCCUGAGUGCAACUUAAUUACCACCAUGGCAGGGUGAGGGAACAUUUGCGUCGUCAGCUGCCUCUGCAUAGCUGUUUGGGAAAUUCAGGCCCAAAUCAUGCAGCCUAUCCAAUAAGUUUAUUUCCAACAUUAGCUCUAAUUAGUUCAUUUCCAAUCCCAGAACACAUGGAGGGAAUCAGACAGGUGAUGCCAGCAGUUCCCGCUCCUCUGUCAGGGAAGCCAGGCAGAGCCCACAGAGCAUGGUCCAUCCAGAGUGUUCCCUGAGCCCCCUCCACCAUACUGGAACCCCUCUUCAGUGUAGAAAGUCUGAAAUGGGUGCUAAUUCCCUUCUUCAUGAAACCAGGGCCCUCUUCCUUCAUCUAAUGCAGCCACUCCUAGGUGAAUAAGUAGAAAUAAUUGGAAAUAAACAACAGUUCUAAAACUUC
Pongo pygmaeus (Bornean orangutan) is the source of this 1297-nucleotide messenger RNA. RefSeq names its product COMM domain containing 9 (gene COMMD9). The coding region runs from base 31 to 627 and encodes 198 amino acids. The record is from RefSeq and is a predicted model, not a curated record. The transcript has 6 exons. NCBI's taxonomy places the organism in Eukaryota, Metazoa, Chordata, Mammalia, Primates, Hominidae.